Drosophila hydei is the source of this 1475-nucleotide messenger RNA. It is a transcript of the gene Phm, whose product is annotated as peptidylglycine alpha-hydroxylating monooxygenase. The record is from RefSeq and is a predicted model, not a curated record. The transcript is spliced from 8 exons. Bases 203 to 1288 code for a protein of 361 amino acids. Gene Ontology annotation, molecular function: copper ion binding; oxidoreductase activity, acting on paired donors, with incorporation or reduction of molecular oxygen, reduced ascorbate as one donor, and incorporation of one atom of oxygen. Gene Ontology annotation, cellular component: membrane; extracellular region. Gene Ontology annotation, biological process: peptide metabolic process. NCBI's taxonomy places the organism in Eukaryota, Metazoa, Arthropoda, Insecta, Diptera, Drosophilidae.
CAAUCAGCAUCCCAAUCGAAAGUGGCCAGCACUAGAAGAAUACAAAUAAAAUACGUGUCAUCUCAUCUCUAGUUUAGAACAUUGUAUACUCGGAAAACGACCAAAUAUUUUUAAAAACAUAUGUCUCAAUAAAUGAGAGCUAGCUUUCAUUUGAUCAAGAACUUUGAAUCUCUCAGCAAAGUAAAUAAACAUUCAUGUUGAAAUGACACUAUACAAAUGUGUUUCCUGCAUACUUCUGUGGAAUAUCAUAGCAGCCUUUGCGCUGGUGGAUCGCCAAUUGCACACGUAUUCAGCAGAUGGAAGGAAUUAUGGCAAAGAUAAAACCGAGAGCCUGACUGGUUCAUUUCCAUUCCUCAUGCCAUCGGUUUCUCCAAAAACUCCGGAUUUGUAUUUAUGUACCCCUAUCAAAGUUGAUCCAACAACGUCGUAUUAUAUUGUUGGUUACAAGCCAAACGCAACUAUGAACACGGCACAUCAUAUGCUACUUUAUGGAUGCGGUGAGCCAGGAAAUACAAAACUAACUUGGAACUGUGGAGAAAUGUCUAAAUCCACUGAGGAAGAGUCAGGUAGCCCUUGUGGACCACAGUCACAUUCGCAGAUAUUAUAUGCCUGGGCAAGAGAUGCCCCUAGACUGGAUCUACCUUCGGGUGUGGGGUUCAAAGUAGGCAAGAAUUCGCAAACAAAAUAUUUGGUCUUGCAAGUGCAUUACGCUCACGUUGAUCAAUUCAAAGAUGGUUCCACUGACGAUUCGGGCAUAUUUUUGCAAUACACGGAAAAACCUCUAACAAAAUUAGCUGGUACCUUGCUUUUGGGUACCGAUGGCAUUAUUCCGCCAAUGAAGACAGAACAUAUGGAAGCCGCCUGUGAGAUAACUGAAAAUAAAACGAUUCAUCCUUUCGCAUAUCGUACGCAUACCCAUGGCUUGGGCAAAGUAGUAUCUGGAUAUAGGGUUCGGUCCAAUGCUCAGGGAGUUCAAGAAUGGACACUACUUGGAAAGAGGGAUCCGCUGACACCUCAAAUGUUUUAUAAUGUUGAGAACAAUUCGCCAAUCGUAGCGGGUGACUUUGUCGCUGCCAGAUGUACUAUGAAAAGCACACGACAUCGCGUAACAGAAAUUGGCCCAACAAACGAAGACGAAAUGUGCAAUUUUUACCUUAUGUACUACGUAGAUGAAGGUGAACCCCUGGAUAUGAAAUAUUGCUUUAGUCAAGGCCCGCCCAAUUACUACUGGGACAAUCCCGAUACCGGACUACAUAACAUUCCUGAUCAAGAUGCCAGCAUCUUGUAAAGUUAUAGCUCUCUCCAGUUUAUCAUAAACUAAAAAGUGUACAUUUAGUUUUCUGGAUUAAUUUGACUGUAAUCUGUUUAUUUAUGUUUGGUAAAUUUAGAUGUUGAACGUCAUAUUGUUAAACACUAAAUCAACUUAUAUAUAAUUUUAGCAUUAGAACCAAAUAUUGAAUGUACGACAUAUAAUA